Messenger RNA from Nematolebias whitei (Rio pearlfish), 3870 nucleotides. It is a transcript of the gene zfpm1, whose product is annotated as zinc finger protein, FOG family member 1. Gene Ontology annotation, molecular function: RNA polymerase II-specific DNA-binding transcription factor binding. Gene Ontology annotation, cellular component: nucleus. The coding region runs from base 1 to 3870 and encodes 1289 amino acids. The transcript has 9 exons. Lineage: Eukaryota; Metazoa; Chordata; Actinopteri; Cyprinodontiformes; Rivulidae. The record is from RefSeq and is a predicted model, not a curated record. Gene Ontology annotation, biological process: megakaryocyte differentiation; heart development; erythrocyte differentiation.
AUGUCCCGGAGGAAGCAGAGCAAACCCCGUCAGAUAAAGCGUUCUUUUGGGGAUCUGGACGGCGGUGAGGAGACCACGGCCGACACCCUGAGCCUAUCAGGAGAGGAGGGCGGCGCCUCUGACCCGGAGGAUUCUGCAGAAGGUGACAGCUCCAGCCCGCCACCGUACACACCGCUGUACAACGACGAGUCCAGGACGCAGGACUCUGGAGGAGGAGGAGGCGCAGAUGAUGAAGUGGGUGAGGAGGAGGAACAAUCUGCGGAGCACAGUGACGGGGACCAGGAAGAGGAGGGAGGGGAGGACGAGGAAGAGUUACAGUGGAGAUGUCCAGACGACCUGCAGCUGAGUGAUGAAGGUGGCGACGGCAGCAGACAGGUGGUGGCCAUCAGAGACCUCCAGCCUGACACCGUCUGGGGCCCCUACCCAGGAAUCGUCCAAUCAGAAGGCAGCACCGCUGACCAGGAAGCAGAGAAGUCGAGGUUGUCUCUGAUCUGUGAACGUCCAGACUCGUGGAUCAGUCUCCUCCCCCUGACCUCUGACCCCUCAGCAGCCAACUGCUCCGUCUACAGUCGAGGUGAGGAGCUGUUCUGUCAGGUGAGCAGGGAGAUCCCGGCAGGUGAGAAGCUCCUGGCUUCUCUGUCCCCCCCUCCUCCUCCUCCUCCUCCCUCCUCCUCCUCCUCCUCCUCGCCGACAUCCCAGCUCUCUCCUCCCCUCAGCCUGGUUUCUCAGACGCAGCCGGCGGUGAAGGAGGAGCCUCUGUACCCGGCGGCGCUGCACUCAGACAUCCAGCUGCUGCCUCAGCAGGCCGGCAUGGCGGCCAUCUUGGCCACGGCUGUAGUUAACAAGGACAUUUUCCCGUGUAAGGACUGUGGGAUCUGGUACCGCAGUGAGAGGAACCUGCAGGCCCACUUGAUGUACUACUGCGCCAGCCGCCAGAAGCAGCCGGCGGCGGCCUCGUCGCCUCCGCAGGACAAGCCCAAAGACUCGUACCCCAACGAGCGCAUCUGCCCGUUCCCGCAGUGCAACAAGAGCUGUCCCAGUGCCAGCUCUCUGGAGAUCCACAUGCGCACACACAGCGGGGAGCGUCCGUUUGUCUGUCUCAUCUGCCUGUCCGCCUUCACCACCAAAGCAAACUGUGAGCGCCACCUGAAGGUCCACACGGAUACUCUGAAUGGGGUCUGUCACGGCUGUGGCUUUGUCUCCACCACCAGGGACAUCCUCUACAGCCACCUGGUCACCAGUCACAUGGUGUGCCAGCCUGGGUCCCGCAGCGAGGUCUACUCUCCAGGUCCAGGCCUUCCAAAGCUGCCCCUGUCCACCGGUCUGAGCCCAGGAGACUCCGGUGUGGUGCUCAAGUGUCAGGUUUGUGGUCACAACUCCGACUCCCCUGCUCAACUGCAGCAGCAUGUGCGGACCCACCUGGAGGUCAGAGUCCCAGCUGAAAGGAGUCCCACUCCUCGCCAGAAUACCCCCUCCUCGACUGAACAGCCCCAGCUGACCCCGCAAGAAAAAGAGCCCCUGGCUUCUGUUCCUAAACUGGACUCAUCCAGCCCAGGCACUAAUGGAGGUUCAGCCACACCUCCUGACUACAGUCCUCCUGAAGGAGACCUAAAGAUUAAGGAGGAGCCACAGUCAGAGUCUGAGAACGAGGAGCAGCAGAUGGAACUGAAAGAAGAAGGGGAGGAGAAUCCUGGUGCAGAGGAGCUUGAUGGAGAUCCAAGUGAAGCGACUAAAGAAGAGCAAAUAGCCUCCUCCUCUUGCCAGACAUCAGACUCUCCGAAGAGUCCAGCCACCACAACAGUUAAGGCAGAACCGACCAGUCCCACUCCGGGUUCUAGUCCUGCUCCGCUUGUCCCAGGAGGAGCGAUAUUCCUGCCUCAGUACAUGUUCAAUCCUGAGGCAGCCAUCUUGCCCCAGGCAUCAGAAAUUCUGGCUAAAAUGUCAGAGAUGGUCCACAGCCGGCUGAAACACGGCCAGACAGUCGUUCAGAACAACCCGGCUGCCUUCUUCACUUCUGGACCGACAGCAGCGACCGCCACUGGCACUCCACCUCACAAAGGAGCCACCUGCUUUGAGUGUGACAUCACUUUUAACAACAUCAACAACUACUAUGCACAUAAGAGGUUGUACUGCUCCAGCAGGCAUCAGGGAGAUGGCCCAAGCGCUGGUUCUGGAUCAGCUGUCCCAGGUCCGACACCUUCCAGCGGGCCGUCUGGCUCGUCACCUCAGCCUGGGGCGUCGAGCAGAGCAGCCUCCGCCUCGCCAACCGACUCUGAGCCUCCUGCAGGAUCUGGAGCAACAGAAUCCAAGAGGUUGUUGGAGAUGAAGGCCGAAUCCUCGGCAGGCAAAGAGGGAGUCUCCUCCUCCUCUGAGGGCGAAGGAGGAGGAGGAGGAGGAGGAAGAACAAGUGAAGGCAGCCCAAGUCCUGUUAGUGGUUCUGCAGAGGACGUGGAAGAGGACCCCAACAAAACGUUCUGCGAAGCGUGCAACAUCCGCUUCAGUCGUCACGAGAACUACACUGUCCACAAACGGUUCUACUGCGCAUCGCGCCACGACCCGUCCAACCAGCGGUCCAUGCACGCCAAGACCAACGCUGCCGCCUUCCUUCCUCAGCCUAUCCGCACACGCAAGAGGAAGAAGAUGUAUGAGAUUCACAUGGCUAGAACCGAGGCGUUGGCUAAAGCUGCUGCAGCUGCUGCCGCCUCUGCAGCCUCAGCGCCGUCUCCCUCUCUUCUAGGCUUGGUGGUAAAACAGGAAGUCUCUCCCAGUGGUACCGGCAGCUCCAGCCCAGAAGGGGAUGGUCCUAUCGAUCUGAGCAAGAGGCCUCGUCUGAGGGAGACUCCGCGGCAGAGCGGCAUGAGCAGCAGCAGCGGAGGAAUCCUCCCGGCUCUGCCUCUAACCGACUACCACAAGUGCACGGCCUGCAGCAUCAGCUUCAACAGCAUCGAGAACUACCUGGCCCAUAAAACCUACUACUGCCCCGCCACAACGCUCCAGUCCCACACCUUGGAGCAGCUUCACCGGCUCAAGAGAUCCGCCUCAACUUCCCCUAAAAGCAGGCCUCAGCAGGAGCGUUUGGACCUGCUGCACCCCGUUGAAGCUAAAGCUCUGCCGGCGGAGUGGGUUGCCCAGGCUCAAGGGGCAUCGUCCAGCCCCCGCGCCUCUGCUGUACCUGCCUCUGGAGCUACGUCCCCUUCACACAUGAGCGCCACCCUGGCAGCCACUCCAGGAGCUGGGGCUAAAGGUGCCAGUUCUUCUCUUGCGGUCUGCCCAUAUUGUCCCAACAAAGCCCUUACCUGUGACCUGGUGGAGCACUUAAAGACCACUCAUGGUCUGCUUGUAACCGUUCAUCUUCCCCAGGAGACCCCAGCACAAGCGGGUCGAUCAAUCAGCCGCAGCCCCAGCCUCAGUCCCAGAGAUGGAGCCGCCUCCUCCACCCCCUCCAACCAGGCCAGGGUCGCCUCAAGAGUUCACAAAGACAGCAUGAACGGACAGGCCAGGAGCGGUAGAGCCUCCCCCGUCUCCCCCCUGGUGAACGGCAGCCCCUCAGUUGGAGGAGGAUCCCCUUUAGCUGCCUCACCUCUGCCUGUCUCCCCACCAAGAGCUCCCCCCCUGACAAUGUCACCUGUACCUGAUGUUCUGAGAGAGAAGGUGGCGUCCACUCAUCUUCCAGAGAGCACCAUCCCAACAGUGGCGUCUCACCCAGUCCCAGCCCCCGUCACUGGCUCUAAAACCUUGGUGACCCCCCCUGUCCAGAACGGCAACUCCCGCUUCUGUCGGCUGUGCAACAUCAAGUUCAGCAGCCUCUCCACGUUUAUCGCUCACAAGAAGUACUACUGCUCCUCCCACAGUGCCGAGCACGUGAAGUGA